This is a messenger RNA of Capsicum annuum, 1390 nucleotides long. Its product is annotated as B3 domain-containing transcription factor VRN1. Gene Ontology annotation, molecular function: DNA binding. The coding region runs from base 131 to 1237 and encodes 368 amino acids. The record is from RefSeq and is a predicted model, not a curated record. The transcript has 3 exons. Lineage: Eukaryota; Viridiplantae; Streptophyta; Magnoliopsida; Solanales; Solanaceae.
AAAUAUUUUUUUUCCUUAUUUAGUUGCUUGAGUUUACUACCUGAACUAUUUCCAGUUUUUUUUUUUUUUUUUUUUAAAAUUUUAUAGCUGAUUGUUGAGUUUAUUAGUAGUCAUAUUUUGAUUUUGGCCAAUGAGUUUCCAAAAGCAAAUGCAAAAUUUUGACAUUACUUUACCACAAGAACAGCAGCCAGCAGAGAUGGUAGACAGACGAGAAGAGCAGCCACCAGAGAUGGUAGACAGACGGGAAGUGAAUCCAGCAGAGAUGGCAGACAGACAGGAAGAGCAGCCACCAGAGAUGGUGGACAGCCGGCCGACAGAGAUGGUAGACAGACAGGAAGUAAAUCCAGCAGAGAUGGCAGACAGAAGGGAAGAGCAGCCGGCAGGGAUGGAAGACAGAAGAGGACAAGAGGAACCAAGACCUGUGGAUACCCCGGAGAUAAACGCUCACUUCUUCAAGAUUAUCCUAUCUCCCCAUGCCUCUAAAUUACACAUCCCUAGUGAAUUUAUAGCGGAGUAUGGCGCCAGUCUAGGGGAUGCCGUGUCGCUUGAGAUCCCGAAUGGCGUGGUAUGGAAAGUAAAACUACAAAAAAACUCUGAUGGCAUGGUAUGGCUAAAGGAGGGCUGGAACAAAUUCAAGGAGUACUAUACAAUUGCUUGUGGUUACUUUUUGCUCUUCAGAUACAAAGGAAAUUCCCAGUUCUCGGUGUUUAUAUUCGAUUUAACUUCUACCGAGAUUGAAUAUCCUCCUGGACCAAAUGAUGAAGAUACGACACCAGAUAAUCGAUCUGUUGCUUUCGAUCCUCCUGGACCAAAUGAAGAUACGACACCAGAUAAUCGAUCUGUUGCUGUGGAUCCUCCUGGACCAAAUGAAGCUACGACACCAGAUAAUCGUUUUGUUGCUUUCGAUCCUCCUGGACCAAAUGAAGAUACGAUACCAGAUAAUCGAUCUGUUGCUGUGGAUCUUCCUGGACCAAAUGAAGCUACGACACCAGAUGAUCCAUCUGUUGCUUUCGAGCCACCAGAGGAAAACCGGAUAAACUUACCCCUAUCUAGCGAGCCACCAGAUGAAAACGUGAUAAACUCAUCCCUACCCAUUGAACCACGAGUGGAAAACGUGAUAAACUUACCCCCACCCCGUGAGCCACCAGAGGACAACGCGAUAAACUUACCUCCACCCGGUAUUUAUACCAUGGAGGAGUUAUCAAGGGCAUUCAUGCUAUCACAGCCAAAGGUAUAGGCAUGUUCAAGGCUAAUUUUUCUAUUAGUUUCAAAACUGGAAAAUGCAACACUUUGUUUUUUAUUUUUUAGGAUUUAAGUUAUGUACAGUGUAAUAUUUUGUUAUACUAUCAAUGAAUGCUAAUCUAAAGUAGCAAGUCAGUUUACCAUUUUA